Salvelinus sp. IW2-2015 is the source of this 3483-nucleotide messenger RNA. RefSeq names its product microtubule associated serine/threonine kinase-like (gene mastl). Gene Ontology annotation, biological process: peptidyl-serine phosphorylation; intracellular signal transduction. NCBI's taxonomy places the organism in Eukaryota, Metazoa, Chordata, Actinopteri, Salmoniformes, Salmonidae. The record is from RefSeq and is a predicted model, not a curated record. Gene Ontology annotation, molecular function: protein serine/threonine kinase activity; ATP binding.
GGAGAGAGGCAGACAUGAGGAUACCCAGAACAGACAGGCAGAGAGAGAGCCACAAACAAACAGGCACUAUCUUUGGCCACGAAUAGUACGUCACGCAGGACCCCUAUUUCUGUGAGCGGAUUUCAAAUUUCAAAACAAACCGCGCCUUGUCUUGUCUGUCAGGAUGUAUUCCCCUUGAAAAGUUGCAAAAGUCUACGCUAAAGUUAGCUGCUAGUAGGUGCCAAUUAUGGAUGCGGGUGAAAAGCAGGGUGCGUGCCCCCUUUCUUGUGCAGAUGGGAAGGUAUCCGAUAUUCCAAAACCUGCCUCAAUCGAAGACUUCGUUGUUUUGAAGCCCAUCAGCCGUGGUGCCUUUGGAAAGGUUUACCUUGCACGGAAGAAAAGCAAUGCACGCUUAUAUGCAAUCAAGGUGGUGAAGAAAGCAGACAUGCGUGACAAAAAUAUGGCAGAUCAGAUGAAGGCAGAGAGGGACGCAUUGGCCCUCAGCAAAAGUCCCUUUGUUGUGCACCUCUUCUACUGUCUCCAAACAGCAACAAAAGUGUAUUUGGUGAUGGAAUACCUUAUUGGAGGGGAUGUGAAAUCACUUCUUCACAUCUAUGGGUAUUUUGACGAGGACAUGUCAGUGAAAUACAUUUCAGAGGUGGCACGUGCUUUAGACUACCUCCAUCGCCAUGGAAUCACCCACAGGGACCUAAAGCCGGACAAUAUGCUUGUGUCUAAUGAAGGCCACAUCAAGCUUACAGACUUUGGCCUCUCCAAAGUCAAGCUUGACAGAGAAUUGAGUCUUGCAGAUAUCUUGACAACCCCAUCUUUGGUCAUGCCUAAACAAGAUUAUUUCCGCACCCCUGGUCAAGUCCUGUCUUUGAUCAGCUCUCUUGGACUUAACACACCAGCAGUGGAGGGCAAGCGGCACAGCAGCGGCUCGGCUGUGUUUAGCCCUAUGUCAUGUGGGAAAAUUGAACAGCGGAAAAACUCGCUCAGUUCGCCCUUGAGGAGACAGAAGGAAUACCUGCGUUCCCCUGUCUGCCUUAGCCGGACUUUGGGACCCAACAGCUGUGUGUUCAGCCCAUAUGCUUUGGCCAAGAGCCUGACUCCCAGGCUGCUCAAGUCCAGGAGGAGGUUUGACACCAUGAGCGCAUGCGGCAGCCAAUCAUGCAUCUUCCCCUCCACCACUGACUCUGAGGGAGGUGUCAGCCCACUAUGGGAGCUGGAGCAGAAUGAGGUUGAGAACGUGCCGUACCUAUAUGGUAGGAAUGCAAGUGGACAAACGGGCGGAAAGGUGACCUCUGAUAUGAGGAUGUUGGGCCAGGGCUCUGCCCUGGCAUCGUUGGACAACUUGGACCUACGUGAACAGCUCUACCAAGAACCCAGUACCGGAGAACUGUCCAGGAAGGCCGAACAGGAACCCCAUGCUGGAAAGAAGCUUCAGUUUAACGAGGUGGAGCAAUCUGCCCCACCCAAGAAGCCUGAACUCUCUCAAUCAAUCAGAGGCAAUGUUUCUGGAGCUGAAAGUAUCUGUGCCACCAAAGGGAAACCAAUGGAAGUCCAGUCUGGGGUAACCUCAGCAGUAAAGAGAGGGUUUGAGGAGGUGGAGAAAAGUCCUGAGCAGUUGGAAUCUCUUUCCAAGAAGAGAGACUCGGAGUACCAGAGGUGUUCUGGGGUCCCAGAAGUGGCUUUGAAGUAUCGUACUGGUCUGACCGGGGUGUUUGCCAAUGUUCAUUUGGAGGAGUUUGGAUCUGAGGGUCAAGGGACUGCUAAAGGACAGGUGCCCAAACGCUCCAGUCCCAUUGCUGUGUCUAAAAACCUCCUGUGUGAGUUGGAUGACCUAGCAGAGGGGGUCUUUGUUGAGGGAAGAUAUUUUGGUGAAGACCAUGAGCUGAGCAGCAGCCUGAGCAUUGACUCUGAGGGGUCGGUUCAUGAAAUGUCCAUCAAUGUCAACAGCCCAACCCCAAAGUGGUCGACUCAUAGUGCCAAAGGGCAUUUGCCAUUGUUAGAGCUAGACAACAGCGCAAUAUCACCCAGUACCGCACUGCCACCUCAGCCACCCACCUUCGCUAGUAUAGGAACAGCAAAGCCGGGCAACAUGCUCACCCUGCAAGGAGGCGUAUCCAAACGCUCUUUCCUUGACAGAGUCCCCGAGCUGGACCCCAGCAUGACCAAGUCACCCUCGUUCCUCAAGCCCAGGAACGUGGUGGCCUUCCGGAGCUAUUGCAGCUCCAUCAACCGCUCCAACAUGUCGUGGAACUCACGCCUCAGCCUGGGCUCAGUAGAGGCCAUGGAUAUGGCUACCUCAGCCUCCUACCACAGUAUGCCUGCUGCUGUCACACCAGUCCAGAAGAGACCCAACUCCAACAGCUCCCUCUAUCAGACCCCACAGACGAUGACAACAUCCCACACUCCAUUCAGGACCCCCAAGAGUGUCCGACGUGCUCCGGUACCUGUGGAGGGAGUGCCGAUUUUAGGCACCCCAGACUACCUAGCCCCAGAGCUGCUAUUGGGGAUACCACAUGUUUCAGGAUAUCUUAAUUGUGACUACAUGGUGGACUGGUGGGCCUUGGGUGUGUGUCUGUUUGAGUUCCUCACCGGUGUGCCCCCCUUCAAUGACGAAACCCCUCAGCUUGUCUUCCAGAAUAUUCUCAACAGAGAUAUCCCAUGGCCUGAUGGUGAUGAGGAGCUAUCCCACAAUUCCCGGAAUGCCAUAGAGAUCUUACUCACCAUGGAUAUGAACAAACGGGCUGGCCUCAAAGAACUGAGGAGCCACGCUCUCUUUGAGGGGUUGGACUGGGAUAACCUUCAGAACCAGACCAUGCCCUUCAUCCCCCAGCCGGAGAACGAAACAGACACGUCAUACUUUGAUGCUAGAAACACUGCCCAGCAUCUAGUCAUGUCUGGAUUCAGUCUGUAGGUUUGUACACCAGCGUUGGGGUGAAUUCCAGUCUAUUCAGGAAGUACACUGAAAUUCCAAUUCCUUUUAAUGCUUUUCAUUUGGUAAAAUUUGAAAUUGAGUUUACUUUCUGAAUUGAAAUGGAAUUGACCCCACGCUGUUGUACACCAACUGUUCCUCACUAUGCUAUCCUCUAUCUCUCAUCCUCUACCAUGCAUCACUGCAGUGUUUUCCCUACUGUUAUGUAGGCUGGGCAGGUACCCUAUUGAGUUUUGUUUUAGGGUUCUAGUUGGUUAAGAAAAAAAAUUAAUUAAUAUAUAACUUAAUCUUGUGUGUGAGUUGAAUAUUUGUACUGUCUGUCAACUUAAUGGCAUAACUGUCUUUUUAUAUCACGUAGCACCAUGUUUCACUGCUCUUUUAUGCGCCUGCCACUUGUAAAGUGACCCCUAUGAUUGAUUUCAUCUUCAUGCAGGUCACAUACACUACAUCUGUAUGGAUACUCUCCACAAAAUAUUUUUAUUUCUUGUUGGAUCUUUUUAAACAUUUUUUUACAUUCUUAUGAGGAAAAAUGUACAAAUUAAAAUGGAUGUUGUGUGAAGUGA